Messenger RNA from Saccharomyces kudriavzevii IFO 1802, 516 nucleotides. RefSeq lists its product as uncharacterized. NCBI's taxonomy places the organism in Eukaryota, Fungi, Ascomycota, Saccharomycetes, Saccharomycetales, Saccharomycetaceae. Gene Ontology annotation, biological process: RNA surveillance; nuclear-transcribed mRNA catabolic process, non-stop decay; nuclear-transcribed mRNA catabolic process, no-go decay. Gene Ontology annotation, cellular component: cytoplasm. The transcript has a single exon. The record is from RefSeq and is a predicted model, not a curated record. The coding region runs from base 1 to 516 and encodes 171 amino acids.
AUGAAGGAAGAAUAUUUGCGUUACAAGGGCAUUACUGUCACCGAUGAUACGAGUAGUACAAGCACGAAUGUCCCUUUGGGUAAAUUUCUCAGCUUUAGCAUUACCUAUGGACAUCAAAUUACAACCUUCAUGCGCCACUUCAAUAAAUAUGCCAAGAAACUUUCAAAAGAAGCCGUAGAGUCCCAAACGGAAUCAGACACUGCUGCGGUGGUGCUACAAGAAGGAACCUCCCACGUUUGCUUAUUGACACCUUCCUCGACAAUCUUAAGGCAGAGAAUCGAAAUUUCGAUGCCAAAAAAGAAAGACGAAAUUGAUGUUGAUAAAUUUAAUCGGAAAACUGAAGUAUUCUAUAGAGCAACUUAUGAUGCAGUGGUUAAAAACUUCAAUUUUACUGAGCCGAGAAUGAUCAUAUUGUGCUCGCCUGGUUUUUACGCAAGAGCACUAAUGAAAAAAAUCCUAAGGUAUGCAGAGAAAGAACAAAUAAUUCAGUUUUACAGAAUCAAGAAGUGUUUAUAA